AUGACAGCUCAAGCCUUUAAUGUCAACAAGCCUGGAACAUGGCAUUUAGCAGCGACAAUUGACAGUGAGCUACAAGAAAUGAUCAAAAAUGGAACGAAGGCGAGGUUCACUGGUGAUAUUGAGCAUCUUACUCUACCACAAACGCGAGCCAAGUUUGACAGUCUUUUCCAGCAGGAUGCUGCUACGCUUCGUGCUCAAAUGCAAGACGAAGUGUCUGAGGAAGAGAUUCAUAUUCCUGUCAGAGACGGAUUCAAGGUCCGAGCGCUUGUCUAUCGUCGCAAGACUUACCAGCCGAAGAAGGAUCGACCUCUUGUAGUGCUUAUCCAUGGUGGAGGAUUCAUCCUAGGCAACGCCGAGAUGGAGAUGCCAACCUGCGUUGGGGCAGUCCGAAAAUACGAUUGCGUUGCAGUGAGUUUGGAGUAUCGACUUUCCCCAGAAGUCAAGUUCCCGGUCGCGUAUGACGAUUGCUGGGACGCUCUCGUAUGGCUAUCCAAGAACGCGGCCUCUCUCCAAGCUGACCCAACGCAUGGAUUUAUCUUUGGUGGGACUUCGGCGGGCUCACAUCUUAGCAUCCCCUUAGCUCACCAGGCUCGGGAUGAAAAGCUCUCGCCUCCAAUCACUGGGCUGUACCAUUGCGUUCCGCCAGCACUGAUGCCACAGGCACUUACUGACAAGUACAAGCCUCUCUACAACAGUAGGGAACAGCUGAAGAAUGGCAUGACGCUCACUGCAAAGUCCACGGAAAUGUAUGACAAGGCUGUUGAGCCAGACUUCACGUCGCCACUUUGGAACCCUCUGCUUUGGCCAACUGGACAUAAAAACCUGCCUCCAUCGUUCUUUCAGAUCUGUGGGGCGGAUUUGCUGAGGGAUGAGGCAUUGAUCUAUGAGAGGGAACUUCGAGUCGAGAGUGGCGUUAAAACCAAGACGGUCGUGUAUGAAGGAUUACCGCAUGUGUUUUGGUAUGAUUAUCCAACUCACAGUGCCAGCGCCCGAUUUGCUGAAGAUGCGGUUUCUGGUUUGGGAUGGCUUCUUGGUCGGAAGAAUUAG
Molecule: messenger RNA, 1047 nt
Organism: Fusarium redolens
Lineage: Eukaryota; Fungi; Ascomycota; Sordariomycetes; Hypocreales; Nectriaceae
Product: Alpha/Beta hydrolase protein
Exons: 3
Coding region: 1-1047 (348 amino acids)
Molecular function (GO): hydrolase activity
Source: RefSeq, a predicted model, not a curated record